Molecule: messenger RNA, 399 nt
Organism: Setaria italica (foxtail millet)
Lineage: Eukaryota; Viridiplantae; Streptophyta; Magnoliopsida; Poales; Poaceae
Exons: 1
Coding region: 1-399 (132 amino acids)
Source: RefSeq, a predicted model, not a curated record
AUGGACUUCAACUUCGAACAGCUUCAACCCUGCGAAGACCCCUUCUACGACAUCGUGCCCGGCAAAGGAUCCUAUCCUAUUGGUCGAGUCAUCUUGCCAGUCACCUUUGGCAUGCCCAACAACUACCGUACGGAGCACCUCACCUUUGAGGUGGCCAACUUCAAGACUUCAUACCAUGCCAUCUUUAGCAAGCCCAUGCUAGCAAGGUUUAUGGCGAUCCCACACCACACCUACCUCGUCCUCAAGGUGCUAGCUCCAAAUAGUGUCCUUUCUAUCUAUGGCGACAUCGAGACAUCCUACAAGUGUGACAUGGAGGCAGUACAGCUUGCUGAAGCCCUGGACUACUCGACCAAGGCCAACGCCAUGCUCGCCGAGGCCCAGAAGGUGGACAAGGACUAG